Beta vulgaris subsp. vulgaris (sugar beet) is the source of this 3694-nucleotide messenger RNA. RefSeq names its product 5'-3' exoribonuclease 3. The coding region runs from base 294 to 3461 and encodes 1055 amino acids. The transcript is spliced from 23 exons. Gene Ontology annotation, cellular component: nucleus. The record is from RefSeq and is a predicted model, not a curated record. Gene Ontology annotation, molecular function: zinc ion binding; 5'-3' RNA exonuclease activity; RNA binding. NCBI's taxonomy places the organism in Eukaryota, Viridiplantae, Streptophyta, Magnoliopsida, Caryophyllales, Amaranthaceae. Gene Ontology annotation, biological process: nuclear-transcribed mRNA catabolic process.
AAGGUAUCUGCUUCACGGCAAAGUAAAACACAAUCCCUAAAUCCCUAAUCAGAAGCGCGCGAGAGGGUAAAAUUGUCCAAAUUCCAAUUCACCCUUCUCUCUCUCCCCUUAACCUACAUCGCCGUCGACGAAACCUUCUUUUCCCCUCUCUCUCUCCUUGGCUUCAUUUCUGAACACAAACCGAUUACUUUCAUAUUCAGAAAUUAGGGUUUAUUAUUAUCUUCUCUUUCUUCAUCCUCUUCCAAAUCUAGGGUUUACUUUCUUCUGCAGCUAAGUGAGGUUUUUUUACUGCAAUGGGAGUACCGGCGUUUUAUCGAUGGUUGGCGGAGAAGUAUCCGCUAAUAGUGGUUGAUGUUAUUGAGGAAGAAGCAGUUGAAAUUGAUGGGAUUAAAAUUCCAGUUGACACCAGUAAACCUAAUCCUAAUCUCGAGUAUGAUAACCUUUAUCUUGAUAUGAAUGGGAUUAUUCAUCCUUGCUUUCAUCCUGAAGACCGGCCUUCUCCAGCUACAUUUGAUGAGGUAUUUCAGAAUGUAUUUGACUACAUCGAUAGGCUUUUUAAUAUGGUUCGUCCUAGAAAGCUGCUAUACAUGGCAAUUGAUGGUGUUGCUCCUAGAGCCAAGAUGAACCAGCAGCGUUCUAGGCGUUUCAGAGCUGCUAAAGAUGCAGCAGAUGCUGCAUCUGAAGAAGAACGAUUACGGCAGGAAUUUGAACAAGAGGGAAGAAAGCUUCCUCCUAAGGAGGAGUCACAAACUUUUGAUUCCAAUAUUAUUACUCCUGGAACAGAAUUUAUGGCUGUAUUGUCAAUUGCAUUACAAUAUUAUGUUCACCUGAGAAUAAAUAGCGACCCAGGGUGGAAAUCCGUUAAGGUUAUAUUAUCUGAUGCAAAUGUUCCUGGGGAAGGGGAGCACAAAAUUAUGUCAUACAUACGUCUUCAAAGGAAUCUUCCUGGUUAUGAUCCAAAUACACGCCAUUGUCUUUAUGGAUUGGAUGCGGAUUUAAUCAUGUUGGCACUAGCUACCCAUGAAGUUCAUUUUUCAAUCCUCAGAGAGGUUGUAUUUGUUGCUGGACAGCAAGAUAAGUGCUUCAUAUGUGGUCAAGUUGGCCACUUAGCAGCAACUUGUGAAGGCAAGGCAAAGAGGAAGGCUGGUGAAUUUGAUGAGAAAGGUGGUGAUGCUGCUGUGGCCAAAAAACCUUUCCAGUUCCUGAACGUGUGGACCCUCAGGGAAUACCUGGAACAUGAGUUGAGGAUUCCCAACCCUCCUUUUAAGACUGAUUUUGAGCGUAUUGUAGAUGAUUUCAUCUUCAUCUGCUUUUUUGUCGGCAAUGACUUUCUACCCCACAUGCCCACCUUGGAAAUUCGUGAGGGAGCAAUUAACCUGCUGAUAGCCGUGUAUAAAAAGGAGUUUUGUGCAAUAGGCGGGUAUUUGACCGAUGGAAGCAAGCCUGACCUAAGCAAGGUUGAGCAAUUUAUUCAAGCUGUUGGAUCAUAUGAAGAUCAGAUCUUUCAGAAAAGGGGUCGAUUACACCAGCGGCAAGCAGAUAGGAUAAGACGAGAAAAAGGGCAGGCUAAAAGAGGAGAUGAUGCGCAACCUAAGUUCGAGCCUGAGUCCUUAGUUUCUGUUUCUCGAUUUCAUGGUUCUCGCCUGGCAUCUGCCCCAUCUCCUUCACCCUUUCAGAAGGAUCCUAGUGGGAGUUCAGGAAGCGGACUGUCUAAGCCUCAUAAAGUGGCACGUUUACCUUCGUCUGCGACAAUUGGCGCUGCUAUUGUUCAGGUUGAAAAUAGUCUUGAAGAGGAAGCUCAUGAGAAUAAAGAGGAGUUGAAAGCAAAGCUCAAAGUGUCCAUCCGUGAGAAGUCAGAUGCUUUUAACUCAGAGGAUCGAGAAGAAGACAAGAUCAAAUUAGGAGAGCCUGGGUGGAAGGAGAGAUAUUAUGAAGAGAAGUUCUCUGCAAAAUCUUUGGAGGAAAUGGAGAGCAUUCGGAAGGAUGUUGUCUUGAAGUACACAGAAGGCUUGUGCUGGGUUAUGCAUUACUAUUACGAAGGUGUCUGCUCAUGGCAGUGGUUCUAUCCAUAUCAUUAUGCCCCUUUUGCUUCUGAUAUCAAUAAUAUCGCACACUUAGAUAUCAAUUUUGAGCUAGGCUCUCCUUUCAAACCAUUUGAUCAGCUUAUGGGAGUCUUUCCAGCUGCAAGUUCUCAUGCACUUCCAGAGCAUUACAGGAAAUUGAUGUAUGAUCCUGCUUCCCCCAUUAUUGAUUUUUACCCGAUAGAUUUUGAAGUGGACAUGAAUGGGAAGCGCUUCGCUUGGCAGGGCAUCGCAAAAUUGCCAUUUAUUGACGAAGGUCGCCUUCUUUCAGAAAUUAGAAAAGUUGAACAUACAUUAACGGCAGAAGAAAAGAGAAGGAACAGUAUAUUGUCUGACAUGCUGUUUGUCGCAGUAUCUCAUCCUUUGUCCCCUUACAUCUUUUCUCUUGAUGACCGUUGCAAGCAAAUGAAUGAGGAGCAACGAGCACUAGUUAAAGAAAAACUUGAUCCUAAGGCCAGGUCUGCUUGCAGUGGGGGGAUGAAUGGUUACAUUAGCCUUUGUGCUGGAGACCCUUGUCCUCCUAUUUUCAGGUCCCCGGUUGGUGGUUUGGAAGAUAUUGUAGACAAUCAAGUCAUAUGUGCAAUAUUCAAACUCCCAGACUACCACAAGCACAUAUCCCGGCCACCUCCAGGGGUGAAAUUCCCAGAAAAGAUUGUUUCAAUGGGAGAUUUGAAACAACCUGUGUUAUGGCAUGAGGAUAAUGGAAGGAGGAAUAUGGAUAAUGGACGGAGGCAUAUGGACAACGGACGGAGGCAUAUGGAUAACGGACAAAGGCAUAUGGGUAACGGAAGGCAUUAUGAAAGUAGUGGAAGGCCAAAUCUCACUAAAGGCAUAUCUGGUCACCAGCUUGGAGAGGCAGCACAUCGGCUGGUUAUUAAUAGCCUACCAAUGAGGGCAGAUCAGAAUAGACAAUUUGGUCAUGAUUACAAUGGGGUGAUGCCACCGCUUAGAGCUCUUUACUUGGGCGGUGGACACCAACAACCUCCUGCCAUGGCACAAAUGCAUCAUAGUCAGCCAUACAGUUCACCCGCUUCCCACCAUCAGUAUGGUAGGCCCAAUUCUCAUAAUCAAAGAGGUACUCUCUCAGAUCCUGCUCAGGGAUACUAUCCCACUGGGCCUCAUCAUAAUGGGGCACAGUACCCUCCUGCUGGGCCUGUAGCCCCUGUUGUACCUGGAGCAUACCAUCAUCAGGUUGGUUAUAAUGGCCACCAGAGGGGCCAAAGUUAUGGAGUUGGUGGAUAUAAUCAGUGGGGCGGACGCCCGCAGUCCCACAAUGCUGCUAGAGGAGGACGUGGUAAUAGGUCCCAACAAAGGGGGAAUCAAUUCUCGACGCUUAAUAGAGGUUCAAAUCGUGAGCCACCAUAUAGUCGUGGCCGGUAGUAUAAUUGCUAGAGCUUGAGCUUAACAUGGCUCAGAAUUUCAGAUAGAUGAGCUGUAACAUAUAUGCAGUGUCAGAUGGUAGAAUUCUGUAGCAUUCUUUUAGUUUCGUAUUACUGUAUUUUUUAGAAGGUUUAAUAUAAGGCCUGUUCUUUCAUCAAAGUUGUAUUUGUUUAUUGUUGUACGAUAUCAUAACCACAUGUUGACAAUGAUAUAGCAGAAGUAUUUGUUUUCAA